AUAUAUAUAUAUAUAUAUAUAGAUCAUAUACAUUCAUUCCUUAAGCUAUCAUAUAUAUGAUAUACUUUGACUAUCCAUACAGUUAGCCUUUUCAUAUAUACCUUCACCCCUAUUAUAAAUGUACUAUCUGACCCCCAUUCUGUAUACUAUCUACCCCCUAAUACAUGUACAUUGAUCAUGUAACUCCUAUUAUACCCAUAUAUACCUAACCUUUCUAUAUGUUUGUCUUGUACUUUAGUUGAAUGCUGUAUAAUAAUCAUUUUCUGCAGAGUUGCAGAGUUUAAACCAUAUUAAUGUAUUGUGGGCGGAUUUAUGCUCCAAUUGCCUUAUACAAAUUACAAAACUUCAAGAACCUUCAAUAUAAAAUUAAAUUUGGAGAAAUCUCGGUGAAUAUGAAAUAAUUGCCUUUUAAUUUAUUGAACCCUGUGAAAAGUAAACCACAAGUUACUGAUUAUCUAAUUUAUUUUCAACCUGACUUGAUUCUGGUAACUUUUGGAUGACCCCUUGAAAGACAAAGGCAAGACAGGUCCAUUGUACAUAUUAUAGAGCCCCUGAUGUCCCCCUGACAACAUAAGGUACUCUCUCUCUCUCUCUCUCUCUCCCUUCUCACAUUAGAUCACAGAUACACAAUCUUUAUCUGUUUUAAAAGCUCAGAUUGUGACAGAUUCUCUUAACAUAUGAGUUAUCAUCUAUGUAAAAAGAUGAUUUUUUGUAAUACUAAUUAGUCAUUCUAUGCAGUUCUAUAAUAAGCAUCAGGGAAGACCUUCUUGCACUACAUGCAGUGUGUGAUUAAGAACAGGAGAGGGGAUGGAAUGUUCAUAAUGGUCCAAUUAAAUCAAUAUUAUUUUGUUAUUUUCUGAAAAUUAUGAGCUACAAUUAAAAUCCAGUGAUAAACUUCCUGCUCUGUGAUUGGCUGGCCUGGUCACAUGGCCUCCUAACUUUAUUCAGUUGACAGCAAGUAGGAGGGCUCUAUGGAGGCAAGAAAAAAAAGACAAGAGCAGAAAAAUUAGUAUUUUCUAUCCUGAGAAAUUAAUGGCCAUGAGUUCUUAUAUGGUAAACUCUAAGUAUGUGGAUCCUAAAUUCCCUCCAUGCGAGGAGUAUGUGCAGAGCAGCUACCUAGCAGAGCAAGCCCCUGAUUUCUACAGCUCCCAGCAGGGCUCUGACUAUAACCAGCAUCCAGCUAUCUUCACCUCCCGGCCAAACUACAGCGAUGAGUCCUCCUUCAGCUGUAGCCACCAUGCACAAGGCUCUUCUGCAUUGCAGCCACGGGGUCACCAUGGGCAGGAACCACAGAACCCUUUCCCUGCUCCUGAGGAACCCUGCCCAGCUCCUGCCCAGAUCUCCAGACCCUGCAGCCAACAACAGCACCCUAAAAAUGGAAGUCUUUCCAAGCAGCCUGCAAUAGUCUACCCCUGGAUGAAGAAAAGCCAUGUCAUCUCAGUCAACCCAAAUUACACGGGAGGAGAACCCAAGCGCUCCAGGACUGCAUAUACCAGGCAGCAAGUUCUGGAACUGGAAAAAGAAUUUCAUUUUAACAGGUAUCUGACCAGACGUCGCAGGAUAGAAAUUGCCCACAGUCUGUGCCUCUCUGAGCGCCAAAUAAAAAUCUGGUUCCAGAACAGGAGGAUGAAAUGGAAGAAAGACCACAAGUUGCCCAAUACAAAGGGGAGAUCUUCAUCUGCUCCUUCUCAGCACAUACAAACUCUCACCAAGGAGCAUCAGACUGACCUCACCUCUUUAUAGGAAGAAAGGCAAAUUAUUAUUUUUAUUUUUACUUUUUAUUAUCCUUGCUUUGUAAUGACAUAAAAUAUUGCCAGGACUUCCUAUGUGCAGCAGUAAACCUGUUCGAGGACUAGAGAGCUCACACCUACCAGUAGAAAUUCUGGAGAUCAAAAACUGUGAGGACAUGUUUCUUUUUUUUUUAUAUUAUUAUUAUUAUUAUUAUUAUUUUUAUUUUUUUUUCUUGCCCACACAAUGAGGAUCCUGCAAUGAGAUCUAUGGAAAUAUGUCUUAGGUAAAUCUGUCUGUAUGUUCUGUCUGAUAGCACAGGGCAUGAUUGAGUUAACAAGGAAAUGGGAGAGCUAAAACAUAAAUGUGGGGACCAUAUGGGAAAGCUCUGCCAUGAUUUCGUUGUUCCUUCCUUGUGAAUACUGCCAGUAUUAUAAAUCACACCAUACCAAAUUACAGGGAAAUUAUUAUUAUGAAAAAAAACGGGUUUAUUUUUAUUUGUAAAGUGUAUUCACUUAUUUAUUUAUAGGGGACCUGAUUUCAGAAAACACAAGCAAAAUAAUCAUAAUAAGAAUACAACCACAAAGCCAAAAAUACACAAAGGAGAAUUGUUCUCAUGUAUAGUGUGGAUGGAGGACGCUCGCUCUGACUAUUCUAUAUAUUUAUGGAUGGGUUUAGGAUGAGAUGCCUGAAAUAGGAUUUUAGUUUGUAGACGAAAUGUAAUUUUGCGUUUUAAAGAGAAAUUUGAUAAAUGUGAUAUUUUUAUGGGAAAAAAAUCCACAGGGAGAAUAAAAGGUCAUAGUAAACUGUACAGUUACAUGUAGCAUAUUCUGUUUUAUUUGUAUUAUUUUCUGUAGCAAUAUACAACAAAUAAAAAGUCUUCUAUUAUA
This is a messenger RNA of Bufo bufo (common toad), 2618 nucleotides long. RefSeq names its product homeobox D4 (gene HOXD4). Gene Ontology annotation, biological process: embryonic skeletal system morphogenesis; regulation of transcription by RNA polymerase II; anterior/posterior pattern specification. Gene Ontology annotation, molecular function: RNA polymerase II cis-regulatory region sequence-specific DNA binding; DNA-binding transcription factor activity, RNA polymerase II-specific. Lineage: Eukaryota; Metazoa; Chordata; Amphibia; Anura; Bufonidae. The record is from RefSeq and is a predicted model, not a curated record. Gene Ontology annotation, cellular component: nucleus. The transcript is spliced from 2 exons. Bases 1033 to 1743 code for a protein of 236 amino acids.